Molecule: messenger RNA, 1390 nt
Organism: Ipomoea triloba (trilobed morning glory)
Lineage: Eukaryota; Viridiplantae; Streptophyta; Magnoliopsida; Solanales; Convolvulaceae
Product: heavy metal-associated isoprenylated plant protein 7-like
Exons: 5
Coding region: 146-961 (271 amino acids)
Molecular function (GO): metal ion binding
Source: RefSeq, a predicted model, not a curated record
ACUUAAAUGCUCUUCUUCCCCACUAGAAAUACACACCACAGAGUGAGAGAGAGAGUUUAAAAGAAGGCCUUUCAUUUCCUUGUGCAGUUUCAGAACACGGUGAACUCUUCCAUAUAGAAACUCAUAAAAAAGAAGUCUAGAAGACAUGGGUGAGGAGAAGAAAGGGGAAGGGAAGGAGGGUGAGAAGAAAGAAGAGGUGAGCAAAGAAGAGAAGAAAGAAGAGAAAAAGGAAGAAGAAGAGAACAUUGAAAUUGUGCUCAAGGUUGAUAUGCACUGUGAGGCUUGUGCUAGAAAAGUCACAAGAUCCUUGAAAGGAUUCCAAGGAGUGGAGGAAGUAACAGCGGAUUAUAAGGCGAGCAAAGUUGUGGUGAAAGGUAAUAAGAGUGUUGAUCCUAUGAAAGUGUGUGAAAGGAUUCAGAAGAAAAGUGGCAGAAAGGUUGACCUCAUUUCACCUAUUCCCAAGCCCCCUGCUGCUGAGGAAACCAAGCAAGAAAUCAAAGAGCCCCCUAAAGAAGAGAAGAAAGAUGAGCCUCCUCCAGUCGCAACAGUCGUUCUGAAAGUUCAAAUGCAUUGUGAGGCAUGCGCUCAGGUCUUGCAGAAGCGAAUCAAGAAAAUUAAAGGCGUUGAAUCAGUGACAACGGAGCUCGGAAGCAAUGAGGUUCGGGUAAAGGGCGUGGUGGAUCCUGAGAAGCUUGCGAGGGACGUGUACAAGAAAACAGGGAAGCAAGCUUCCAUAGUGAAGGAGGAAGAGAAGAAGGAAGAGCAGGAGAAGAAAGAAGGGGAGAAAAAGGAAGGGGAGAAGAAAGAGGGCGAGGAAGGCAAGGGAGAAGAAGACGAAAAGAAAAUGGAGACAGAAAUGAAGAAGAACGAGUUCAUGCCCCCCAAAUACUACUUGGAUUACGCCUAUCCUCCCCCUCAGAUUUUCAGCGACGAGAACCCUCACGCUUGCACCCUCAUGUAAGCAAGCAAAUUAAACCAUUCUCAUCUGGAUCGGAGGGAUCGAUAGUUUUUGAAUUGGUGAAAUUUUUAUGCAAGCUAAGCAAAUUAAGCAAUUUUUCAUGGUCUGAUAUGAUAUGAUGUUAAUAAGCUAAGGCAGUAUGUAAUGCAUCCGUGGUACGGUGGUGUUAGAGUGUUGUGUAUUUCUUUAAUUUUGUUUAUUUUUACCUAAUAAUUUGAACUUUUGGUUGUGUGAGCUGAGGAUGGAGGAGAAGUGAAGAAGAAGCUGUACAUAGUGACUUCAAGAACUUGUUGAAUUGGUUGAGUUGGCAGAUGUAGUUUUAGCACUGCGUGCGUUUUUGUCUGCAGAAUUUAAAUCAAUAUAUGUAUGUAUGCACUUCCUUUUAUUUGCUUUCAUUUUGGCUUACUAAUAAUUCCACCUUUGCUCCUGGUC